AUCAUUCUCCAAACCCGCGGUAACACUGCGCACAAUUGAAAACAAAGUUCCUGAUGUAAUAUAAUAGCACAAAUCGGUGGGAAGACAGCUUUCACGACGUCGUGCUGCUCGCAUUUUCGUUUUUAUUUUGGACGCAGGUUGCCGAUGAACGGGAAUCCAUUUAGAAUGUCAGCCAGCGCCGUUACACGCUCCCCCGCGCAGCGACGCCGCCCUCUUCCCCCUUCCUUGGAUCCAAAUAACUCGAAGCUCCCGUUUGCCCAGCAACAGCAACAACAAAACGAAUUGCAAGCACAACCACCAACACGCCCAUCGAUGCUUAUUGAGGAUGAGGUACACGGUGUAAUUGAACUGCCCAGCCAUAUUCAGGAGAUCGUGGAGCAUCCUCUCUUUCAGCGGCUUAAACAUGUUCAUCAAUUGGGUCUCCUGCCGUGGUCCCUCGAUAAGAAGGCUAAUCACAAGCGAUAUGAGCAUUGUCUUGGAACAUACAAAAGUGCGCAGGAUCACCUAAGGGCCAUCGAACGGAAUUCGCAUUAUAAGCCAAAACUGCCGGAUUGGUGUCGUCAGGCGGUGGAGAUAGCCGCCCUCCUCCACGAUAUUGGACAUGGACCAAUGUCACAUGCGUGGGAGCUUGCAAGCAAUCAUAAUUUUGACCACGAGAAAAACGCAUUGGCCUGUGUUGAUCUCAUUUUUAACAACGCCCGCCAUCAGGGGCUGGUCUCCUUGAGAGACGAUGGUUGCGGGCGAGGAGUUCAGUUGAUAAAGGCUUUGAUUUUGGGCUGCAGUGACUCUCUGUCAUUCCCUAUGUUGGGGCAUACCUACAUCUUCGAUAUUGUUCAUAAUAGUCGCUGCGGCUUGGAUGUCGAUAAAUGGGAUUAUCUGCGCCGUGAUAACAAACGUUUAAAAGUACUUAACUCAGCGGAAAUGGACUUUGAUGAUGUAUUUCUUCAAGCGCGCAUAUCUGCCGAUGGACAACGCAUUGAGUAUCGUUAUCAGGACUAUCAUCGUAUUUAUCGCUUGUUCGAGGCAAGGUGGCGGCUACAUGUUUCUGCUUAUCAAUGCCCCCUAACUUGUGCCAUGGAUGCCAUUUUUGCCGGAGCAGUACAACGUUUGGCACCUGAAUUAUUGAGCAUUCAAUCGGAAAGUCCAGAAUGGCUAAAAUUACACGAUGAUAAUAUUUUAAAUGUGAUUGAAAAGGAUCCCAUAUCGAUAUAUAUAAAGGAUUCCCAACGAAUUGUGGAAGUACCAAACAAUGAUAGUUCUACAUCGCAUAUAAUAAGGGUGCACAAAGAAAUACCUGGACCUUGGGAGGCUAUGAAACCAGAAGAGGCUUUCGCUUUUUUUGGCAAUAAGCGCAAAAAACGUCCAAUUAACCGAUGCUCGAAUCCGACGAUAAUCAACAAGUGCUAUAAGUUAGAAUAAAAAUCUCGACCAGAGACCCAGUUAGUAAAAUAGUUCACGAUAAAGCCGUCAAUCGUAUGUUAUUGUUUUCUUUCAUUUCUCAAUCUAUAUUUUUAAAACAUACAUUAAAUGACAUUAUGUAUAAAUACUCAAAUGGUUGCAUUCGUUUUGCGAAAGUUUGCAUUGCUGUUCAUGUUUUGUUACCCAUUAUUAUGUUAAAAAUCGUUGAUUUCAUCAUUAUGUUUAUCAUUUCAUAGUCAAAACAGCGAAACCAGUACAAAAGCGAAGUGUUCUUAAAAUAUUCAUUUAUUAGUUUAUACAUUGUAUUAUCAUAAUCUUCUUAAAACUAAAAUACUAAAACAAAAAUUUCAACAGUUUACUUGAAGACAUCACAAUUCAAAUUCAGGUCUUUCUAACAUUAAGUACUUACUAAUCAAUAUAAAUAUAAGAUGGAUUUGUCAUAUUUUUGAUAACCAUUUUGAAAUAUACACAAGAAAAAACAA
Molecule: messenger RNA, 1901 nt
Organism: Drosophila takahashii
Lineage: Eukaryota; Metazoa; Arthropoda; Insecta; Diptera; Drosophilidae
Gene: fal
Product: SAM and HD domain containing deoxynucleoside triphosphate triphosphohydrolase falten
Biological process (GO): male courtship behavior; dGTP catabolic process; sensory perception of taste
Cellular component (GO): membrane; nucleus; neuronal cell body
Molecular function (GO): sweet taste receptor activity; dGTPase activity
Source: RefSeq, a predicted model, not a curated record